This is a messenger RNA of Tachysurus vachellii, 5100 nucleotides long. RefSeq names its product ubiquitin-conjugating enzyme E2D 4 (putative) (gene ube2d4). The transcript is spliced from 7 exons. The coding region runs from base 250 to 693 and encodes 147 amino acids. Gene Ontology annotation, molecular function: ubiquitin conjugating enzyme activity. The record is from RefSeq and is a predicted model, not a curated record. NCBI's taxonomy places the organism in Eukaryota, Metazoa, Chordata, Actinopteri, Siluriformes, Bagridae. Gene Ontology annotation, cellular component: nucleus. Gene Ontology annotation, biological process: ubiquitin-dependent protein catabolic process; protein polyubiquitination.
UCGCGAGAGUCGCUCGUCGGUCUGUAGGCAAAGCUGUCAGUGAAGGUUUGUGAAGAAGGUGAAGAUUUUUUUUUUUAGUGAAAUCGUUUUGUGUCGUUGCUGUAAAACGGCGUCGAUGUUACGAGCCGUGAUCUCGUAGAAGUGUUUUAUUUUUACAGCCAGGAGAAGCAGAAAAAAACGCUUCGGAAAGCCGAAUCUCAGCGGAGAAUCCGAGCGUUUUGCAGCUUGCUAACAAUAAACAACAGGCAAAUGGCGUUGAAGAGGAUCCAGAAGGAGCUGACUGAUCUGCAGAGGGAUCCUCCAGCCCAGUGUUCAGCCGGACCUGUGGGAGAAGACUUGUUUCACUGGCAGGCUACAAUAAUGGGGCCGAAUGACAGUCCUUACCAAGGCGGUGUCUUCUUCCUCACCAUCCACUUCCCUACAGACUACCCCUUUAAACCUCCCAAGGUCGCGUUCACCACGAAAAUCUACCAUCCCAACAUCAACAGUAACGGCAGCAUCUGCCUCGAUAUCCUGCGCUCGCAGUGGUCUCCUGCACUCACCGUAUCGAAAGUUCUGCUCUCCAUCUGUUCCCUGUUAUGUGACCCGAACCCAGAUGACCCUCUAGUGCCCGAGAUCGCGCACACGUACAAAGCCGACAGAGAAAAGUAUAACAGACUAGCGAGAGAAUGGACGCAAAAGUACGCCAUGUGAAAGGAGCGCGUACGUCCGACAAACACAGCAAGCAAACGCACAGAGGAACCUGUUUUAACUUUUUUUAAACUCGAGGAGAAUGAGCGAGUGAGCGAGAGAGAGCGAGAGAGAGAGAGAGAGAGAGAGUGAUGUGGAUGAACACCGACGCUUUGGUUGUGAGGAAACAGAGAGACCCGAGGACACCACCGCACGCCGGCUGUGCGCCGGUACUCAGAGCCGUGCACAGAAACACGCACAGUCCACAAAACUCGGGACGACCACAAACCCGGGAAAUUAGACUUUUCUGACUAUUACUUUGGGGACGUUUUGUUUUCGGAGUGUUUCCUCAGUGUCUUGGAUGGCAGAACACCGGAGAUGCAGGCAGAACUCCUUCGCUCACGUGCACGCCGUCUCCGGGGUGUUUUCUUCUGUACAUAUCGCGCGCAUGCGUGCUUGUGUGUGUCUUUUUAUUUUUAUUUUUAUUUUUUUUUGUUCCUAACAGUUUACACUCAGGGGCACGGUACGCUUCAUAACCCGUUACAGUAUUAACACAAGCGGUUCCGCUUCAGGCCGGACCUCCUCUUCGUUAUUCUGUUUAUCGAAUGUUUAGAAAUAACCGAGCGGUACGUCUGUAAUCGAGAAGCUGGGACUCUGGUGUACGCGAGCACAUCUGGUUUAUUCCAGAGGAUCACGUUCAAUCACGAUUAAUACGUGUGUUAAUGUGGAUAAAACCUGUUAAUGGGGAAAAAGGAGACGAAUUAAAUUUCCGGCAGCGUGUUUACAGGCACCUCAAGGAAACGUGGCGUGUCUGUAGGUUUUAUCGUAACUUGGAGCAGAAAAAAAAACACUAAAGGAAAAAACCAUUUUUAAUGAUAUAUUAAUUGUUUUUAUUUUUGUUGUAGGUUGGAGUGUUUUCUGUUAAGUCCCUAGUUUUAGCGGUAGGUAAUAACAAUUUUGGAGUAGUUAUGAAUAAAAUACCAAUAAAUAAUUACAAUAUAAAUAUUCACCUAUCUGAAUAAUUCUAAUAAUACAAUAUAACAUACGGUUUAAAUAACGUUGGCUGCAGAUCUACAGAAAAUCUCAGAUCAAGAGUCUACAUGUGCUGAAUAAUCUGAUUAAUCUCAGAAAUUAUUCACGGAUUUCUCUUAGUAAGGGCCCUUACGUUGAGACUUGUCCGUUGGGAGGGGCUUCCUCUGUCAAUCACGGCGACACUGGCCAAUCCUGGGUGUCUGAGGUCAGGUGUGCGGAAGAGGACGGAUACCGUAUCGCACUGUUGGCGUGCGUGUAAACACGCUCUGUGAUUUGAAUUCAUUAAUCAUGUGUAAAUCUGCAGGAAAGUGAAGGUUUUGCUUUCAGACAAACGGAUUAAACUGGAUCGAAUAAGUCCGUGUUUGUGUUACAUGUGCAUGAAGGUCGUGACUCGGUAUGUAGGGUUACAGGGUUAAGGACAUUUGUACAGCCAGGCCAAGUCCUUCAUCUUCUCUCGUUCAUCACCUCACGCAGACUCUAUAUGCAUGUUAGUGCGGUAUACGUUUAGCCGAGCGUCGUCUCUUAUUUGGGGGUGGGGGUGGAGGGGUUAAGGGGUGGAGACAACCGAGGCCGAAUUCGUUCGUACGUCCGUGUGUGAAACUUGUCACCUCUCAGAUUAAGCUGAAGCAGGACUGUGAACAUACAAACACAAGCCAACUCCACCUUUUAUCACCUUUUUUCCAGAGCGCAAACUUUUAGUAACGAAUAGCCGCUGCAGUAACAUACUAGCGUAGUGACACAUGGAGGUGUAGAUGUAAUGAUUGACGUGCGAGCAGCACACGCAAGGUCUGGACUCGGAUCUGUUUCCUGUCUGUUUUGUUUUUAAACACUUAUUAACCCUGAGGUUCCUCCGAAGUGUCCUCCAGGUUUCCGGGUUUAGCCCCAACGAUUAUCUUCCGCUAGUCUCUCGUUAGUCGGUUGCUUUGAACAUUGAGCCAAGCGACAGAUUUAUUUCAUCAGUUUCACUUUGCAAACGAUGAUGCUGUAAAUCGACAAAUUGAUCCGUUCCUCAGACCGAUCCGGGGAACGUAGGACGUCUACUCUGACGCUCGAUACCUUCCCUGUCCCUUUAAAUUGAACUAAUGUUUACAGUCACCUAAAAAAAUAUGAAAGAAAAACCGCUUUGCAAGGACGCGGCAGAGAUCGUCGGUGCCUCUACAACAUUGCCGUUAGCAUGCUUAGCUAAUCUGUCAACGUAGCUAAUUCAAAGCUGAGCAACCGGACGUUAACGAAAGACACGAGCGACGUAUCGCGUGCUAGUUUGAACGUAGGUUUUUAAUCUUCGGAAUCUAGGGAGAAAAAUAAACGUGCUGCCUUCGAAAAACCUGUUUAACGAGAAAUGGCGACGACGUGUCACCUUAAAAGCGAUCUUUUCUUCAUUACGGUUGUUCAUAUUUCCUCACAAAUCAGUUUAAUUUAACCUAAAUCCAUCUUUUAUUAACGACUUCUUGCACUCUUUCUGAUUGACGUUUAUCGGUUUGGAGAACGUCGAUCCAUCAGUCAUCGCUACCAUAGACUGGAUUAGCCAAUCAGCUUCACUCAGUGACUGUAGCUGAUGUAGUAAACAUAUCAGGUGUCUGUUGGUUGGUGUGGUGUUGUUUUUUAACCCGUCAUCAUCAAAUCCUGGAACUGGAACAUUGUGGUGUUUUUCUUUAUGCUCUUUGUUUGUUUUUGUUUUGUUUUUUUUCUUCUCGCAACCCGAGCCGCUGACUUGAUGUCUCUGGUGGUUUGGGAUAAAAACACGUCGUCCUUAUGAUCGUCUGUUACCUCAAACACUAGACCUUGAAUUGUUCAUGUGCAAAACAAAUGGUUUUGGUAGUUUUGAAGCAUCACAGGGCCAAACACGUCACGUGCCACGUCUCAACCCCAGUCUGAGGAAAAUCCGUGCUCGUUUUCAACUACCACAAGCUCCUACGAAUAUUGCCGAGUUUAAUUUUUUGGGAAUCGGAAGAAACCUAAUAAAACAUCACGCACAAAAUACCCAACCAAACGUGUCUUGUGGCAAAAAAAAAAUCUUCUGAAGACAUGUUUCUCAUUUCAAGGUUUGAAUAUUAAUGAUGUGACCAAUCGCAUCAAUAAGAGUGUUUUCUCCAAUUUUCAGUGGAUUUGGGAGAUAAUUCUUUCCCUAAGUGUUUGUGCCAAUCCUGGUGCCAGAUUGCGCCACCUUCUGUAUUCCGUUGAACACCACAUGCUGUAUGUCCACCUGUCAGUUUGUACAUCACCAUAACAGACUGGAUUUGUGAUCAUCCUGCAUUGAUCCUCGGUCGUUUCCUCGUCGGAUCCGCGUUGUUCUGACGAGGGCCUCGAUAUAAACUUUUCAUUUUUUAAUGCAUUCAUUAACACUAAUAACUAAAAGUAUGUGCACCUCUGACCGUUACACACGUACUUCCAUCUCCACGGCAUCUCUCUGUACACUCUCACGUUAUGACCUGUUUCACCAUGAUGAUCAUGAGCUCCAUAAAGACAUGGUGUGGAGGUGAAGGUUAGAGUGGAAGAACUCGAGCGUCCUGCACGGAGCUCUGACUCUGACUCAACCCCGCUGAACACCUUUGGGAUGAACUGGAACUGGAGUCUCCUAAACAUCCCAACAUCAGUGUCUGAUCUCAUUAAUGCUCUUGUUGAUUAGACACCAAUCCCACAGCCAUGCUCCAGCAUCUAGUGGGAAGCCUUUAGAAAAGAGAAGCUUGGGAAAGGGAGAGUCGAUCUGGGACGGAUCUGAACGUGAUUGGUCGGGUGCACAAACUUUUGCUCACGUAGUCGACAUCAAGACUGAAUUGUUUGUUUUCUGUUCGUGCGUCUUUUUCACUGAACGCAUUGUACGUUUUUUUUUUCUUUUCUGAAUGUAUCUAAACGCAGUUUCUGUCUUGAUUGUUUGCUGCUUUCUUGUUUGUUUGUUUUUUCCCCAGUUAACGAGCCUGGAAUUUUUUUCUGUCCCCAGACUGUACUUUGUCUUGGUUUUAUAGUUUGUUGCUGUUGUGUUUAUUUAUUGAUGUAUUUAUUUGUCAUCGAAAUAUCCGUUACAGUCAGUCGUGACGUGACGUGUUCCUCUCCGAUCGGGCUUCGGACCUCAAAACAGCGGAUCAGUACAGACAUGCUUUGCACUCUUCAUACAAGCAUAUCAGGGAUCUUCUUCUCUAUGCGCUCAUCAUCAUCAUCAUCAUCAUCAGUCAAAUCUAGCCUUAACCAUCACUGUAUUUCCACCAGAACUGUACUGUAACACCUUUUUCUUUUGCCCUCUGCAGAGACAGACGCACACACUGAGCCGUGCUAACCGCUCCCGGCUAGGUGUUUUGUUCUGAACACUCGUUUUAACCGGAGCGACGAUCUCCUCUAGCUCUUGGAACUGCUGAAACGAUCCUCAGAAGUGUUGACAUUAGUGAAUAAAGGUUUUAGACUUUC